Messenger RNA from Cydia fagiglandana, 697 nucleotides. Its product is annotated as ferritin-2 heavy chain-like. Lineage: Eukaryota; Metazoa; Arthropoda; Insecta; Lepidoptera; Tortricidae. Gene Ontology annotation, cellular component: cytoplasm. Gene Ontology annotation, molecular function: ferric iron binding; ferrous iron binding. Gene Ontology annotation, biological process: iron ion transport; intracellular iron ion homeostasis. The transcript is spliced from 2 exons. The record is from RefSeq and is a predicted model, not a curated record. The coding region runs from base 17 to 673 and encodes 218 amino acids.
AAGUAGUGGCUAAAUCAUGUUUGUUCUGAGGAAGCAAGAGUCUUUAAUUGCUUUAAAAGGAUUUUGGUGUCUAACAGACACUGUAAUGCAAAAUGUAUUGAAACAUUCAAUCAACUUCUUCAGUGACAGUUGUUACUAUAAACAUCAGUACAGUACAGAUUUGGAAGCUGGUGUAAAUAAACAAAUUCAGGCGGAGCAGCAAGCAGCUCAUGAGUACUUGAACUUGGCGGUAACAUUUCUACACCCACGUAUCUCUAGAGUUGGAGCCGGGGGUUUCUUCAUGAGAAUGUACCAUGAAGAGAUCCAGCAUAUGGAGGAUUUGAUCCAGUAUCAACUUUAUAGGGGAGGCAUUCCCUCGAUUAAGGCAUUGAAUGCACCUGCACCGAAAGACAAAAUUACACUACUUGAAGCUUUCAAACAUGCGUUAAAUAUGGAACAUUGUAUCACAGAGCUAAUAAAAACACUGGUUUCAACAGCAGAAAAGGAUAAGGACUAUCAUUGUGUUAAUUUCCUUACAACAGUUUUCCUAAAGGAACAAAUGAAUUCUAUCCAUAACUUAUCCCAGCAUGUCACUCACAUUGCCAGAAUCAGUGAAGAUCCUGAUGCUUUACACCAGUACGAUAAAUAUCUUCAAACAAGUUAUCCAUACAAAUCUAAGUCUCCACACAAGUAAUGUUAUAAUAAUAAUAAAUGAAAA